CAAACACCAUCAUUGAUUUCACAUACUCGUAAUGUGUGCUACUGUAGCUUGGCUGUGCAGUGGAUCAAUUGGUAACUGUUCCAGCUUUCACCCACAGGGCUAGAUACGGUCCUGGAUUUCUUCCACGGUUUCUCAACACGUGCCCCGGACACUUAUGAUAUUUUCAGCUGGAUUUUAUUCGAUUCUUGGAUUAACUAAAUGGAUUAUUAUGUUUCGGUGUGACGCGUUGAGAUGAUAGGCAAUGGGGAAUAAGCUUUGUGCACCCUUGUGGAAGAAACCUUACAGAGAUGGGGAAUCUCCGUGGUAUCCCAAGAAGGAUUCCCAUCUUCUUCGGAGGAUUACAGCAGGCUUCCAUAAGAGACUCUGGGCAGAGAUCUUCAAGGUGACAGCCAAUGAAGGUGAGCUGGGAUGGGAGCGCGUCUCGGAGGACGUGGUGCCGGUCAACAUCACGUGCAUACAGGAUAACCCGGGCACGGUGUUCCAGGUGACCGCGUACAGCCGACACGUGGAAAAGAUAUUCGAUACAAGACUAGUCCAACCAGGAACGAGGAUUACACAGUCUUCCGAAUGUUUUGUUCACUGGAAGGACGUGGAGAAUAACUGUGAAUGGGGUCUGAAUUUCACCACGGCGUUAGAUGCGAGGCGAUUCGUGGAUUGUUGUGAGACUUAUGCUCACCGAGUCUCGGCACGAAAAGCUACGUCAUCUACUUCACUGCGGCUCAGCCCUCCCAAGAAAUUGCGGGCGAAGAAGGCAACAUCUGCUCCAAACUCUCCCGCGUCCAAACCGCGGCGGACGGUCUCGUCACCGGAAGAUCUUGCCAGUACGAACGAACCCGGUACGAAUAAUAAACAUGCCGAUUAUGGUCCUUACGAUAACAUUCCAGGGCAUGGGCCGGUGGAGGGUACGGCGACAUUGCCUUCCCGCAUGCGACAGCAACGGACUGGAAACGAAGCCAAGUUUGGCGACCAGGUGCAUUUAGUUAAUCAACCGCCUUCAAACGUGUCAGUUUAUGAUAACCUAAGCGCAACAUUGCCACGGAAAGGUGUAAAAGUUGACAACCCAGCUCUCAGGACAAAAUAUGCAACUCGACAACAUAGUGAUCCCACUCAUGUGCCACCAAGUACUUCAGAUACGUUUCCACGGAAAUCUAUCUUGAAAGUGAAACAGGAUAAUUUUACCCAGAAUCCUCCUAGUCAAGUGAAUAAUUUAUCGGCCACGAGAUUGGGAACGUUGCAAAGUGAUCUAAAAAGUGAUAGACCCCCUAUAGCUGCCAAACCCAUAGUUGCCCCAAAACCUGCUCAACUUGGUGAAAAAUGUGAUAAAAAACCAAACGGACAAAUCGUUAAGGAUAGCAGAAAGACAGGUUCUGGGGAGGUGACUAAAGACUUGUUACCAGUGUCGCAGCGGUCACAUUCGCAUUCUUCGGAGGGUUCACCGGAAUGGCCCGCACCGCCUGAACCCCUGUCCCCCUGCAGUCCGGAUGUACCGGUUUACAAUGCAACAUUUGAUAGUGAUACCUUAAAACGUAUGCUACAGUGCCUGCCACUCUCUCCGCAGGACAGGAACGAUUAUCACGAUUUCGAAAUAUCACAUUCCAAUUUAGAUUCGCCGGUGACGCAAAGUCAACCGGUAUCGCCUAUGUCUGCGCCAUCCCCAACCGGGCCGCAAUUUGAAAGUAAACCUGUGCUACAGCGAACUCAGAGUCUGCGCGGCAGACGCGAUUCGAAAAAUCUUGAGAAUAUCGCCCAUGAGAUUGAGUUAGAAUUUCCUGUGGAUAAUCCUCCGGAUCAAGAGAUGCAAAAGAAGGGUGAUAAGAGCAGGGAUUAUGACAUGCGGACGCUCGGCGUUCAAGCGCGGGAUAGCUACCCCGAUUCUGGAAUAAGUGGAAUGACUUACGAUACCAUACAGUCGAUGGAUAGUAAGAAAUCUGCAACUAUGCCUCCUGGUCUUGGUGUCUUAGCUCAGGUAAAACGAAAGGGCAGCAAGGGCAAUCACGGUAGCUUAGGCCGCCAUGGGACAGAUCAACUAGAUGUCCGACCAUAUCUUCCUUCCUCUGAGAUUUCCUGUGAUGAAGAUAGUGAUGAUGAAGAAAGUGACAGUAGCAUUCACACUCUGCCUUCCGAAUCACAGUCCGCCAUGGCAAAACGAACGGGUGCAAUACGCAAAGCUGGGUAA
Lineus longissimus is the source of this 2176-nucleotide messenger RNA. RefSeq lists its product as uncharacterized. Bases 242 to 2176 code for a protein of 644 amino acids. Lineage: Eukaryota; Metazoa; Nemertea; Pilidiophora; Heteronemertea; Lineidae. The transcript is spliced from 10 exons. The record is from RefSeq and is a predicted model, not a curated record.